Messenger RNA from Aedes albopictus (Asian tiger mosquito), 2662 nucleotides. RefSeq names its product diphosphoinositol polyphosphate phosphohydrolase 1 (gene Aps). Gene Ontology annotation, biological process: diphosphoinositol polyphosphate metabolic process; adenosine 5'-(hexahydrogen pentaphosphate) catabolic process; diadenosine hexaphosphate catabolic process. The coding region runs from base 961 to 1626 and encodes 221 amino acids. Gene Ontology annotation, molecular function: bis(5'-adenosyl)-hexaphosphatase activity; diphosphoinositol-polyphosphate diphosphatase activity; endopolyphosphatase activity. NCBI's taxonomy places the organism in Eukaryota, Metazoa, Arthropoda, Insecta, Diptera, Culicidae. The transcript has 4 exons. The record is from RefSeq and is a predicted model, not a curated record. Gene Ontology annotation, cellular component: cytoplasm; nucleus.
CGACUGACGGGACAACGGGUCGCGGAACGAUCGCAGGACGAGCGCCAGGCAGCGCGGUGUUGUGUCGCCUUUCGUCCGUCGUCGCUUCGUGUUGUGUGUGUGCUUUUCCAUCGCCCAGCAGCAGCCGCUGAGUUACCUCUUCUCUGGUUUGUAAUCGAAUUCGUGCUGGAAAAGCCUGAAAACGUUCCUUUUUUCUGGAAAUUUAAUCGCGGGCGGACGGUUCGAGAGUGUCGGGUUCCGCGGUUUGCGAGAUUGCGAAUUUGGUGCGCGAAAAUAGUGCUUUGUUUUGCGAUUGAAAGUGGAGCCUUCCUCCGGAAGUGUGUUUGUGAGGAUUGUGUGUGGAAUAUCAUCGCUUCUGAACUGUUUGGUUCAAGCCGGAUUUAAGCCAUUUGGAGGAUCCUUGGUUGGUGUGGAGUAGCGAGGUGGCAAUCGGGUGCCACGCCAGCACGAGUGUACAGCGGAUCCUAACUGUGGUGGGAUCACAGAACGCGCCGGAGAAGCAAUUCUCACCCCAAAGCUACCCUUCAAGAUGGAUGCUCUGCCGGAUUCGGUCCAAAUUAGUAAAAAUCGUUCGCUGAUUGUGAUUCGUAGCUAGCUGCUUAUUGUGCCGCAACCAAAGGAACGGAGAUCCUUUCUGGGUGUGCUUAGAGAACGUGGGAGCGUAGUGCCAGUUAUCAAUUAUUAGUUUGUGUCCUCCAACAACCACUAGUAGCGGUAUAACGUGCGCUGGUCGGGUCCUUCCAAGCAAAGGAGAUAACGCCAGGAGAAGUUUCGACAGUUCACACAGCUGUUGAGAGUCCUACUUCAACCAGUUGCUGGAGCAUUUGUCGGAACGAUCGUAUCCGGAAGCCCUCGCAACGUGCACAUAUAGUAAUAGAAAAUAGUGACGAUUAGUGUCAUAGAACGCCAGAAGUCAACGGUGUGUACAAUUGAGCGCAAAGUAGCAUUUGCGUGGACACGAUGGUCAAAGAAAAACCCAAUUCAACUCGAAUCUACGAUAAGGACGGAUACCGACGACGAGCGGCUUGCAUCUGUGUGCGGUCCGAGGCGGAGGCAGAGGUAUUACUAGUUACAUCAUCAAGACGUCCUGAGCUAUGGAUAGUUCCUGGCGGUGGAGUCGAACCGGACGAAGAGUCCUCGCUGACAGCAACUCGCGAAGUCUUGGAAGAAGCCGGUGUCAUUGGCCAGCUGGGUAGAUGCUUAGGAAUUUUUGAAAAUAGUGAACACAUGCACCGAACCGAGGUGUUCGUCAUGGUGGUCACUCAGGAGUUAGACGAAUGGGAAGAUUCGAAAACCAUUGGCCGCAAACGACAGUGGUUCACCAUCGAGGAAGCUCUCACGCAGCUGGCCCUGCACAAGCCAACCCAGCGUCACUAUCUCCUGCAGUUGCGCCAUUCGAAAAAUAAUUCGUCGCUGUCCGAAAACUGCAUACACGUGGUAACGGACGAAGCGGAUGAUGAGCUCGAAGGGGAACCGACUAGUGCGAUGAGAAAAAUCAACGAAAAUAGGACGACAUCACCACCACCUUCCUCCCUUCCAUCGGCAGAAGAUGAAGAGCCGACAUCUGCCGAGAGGGAAGAUCCACCAGCCGCCGACACUGACGAUCCAUCGGAAACGACUUCCUAAACCGACUACACAAUGCUUUCUCUUUCGAAUAACGUGGUUGAAACCUUGGUUGAAACUUAGUUGUUUUUCGUUGUUUGUCUUGGACAAGAGACGCUAACAUUAUUGUGGGCGAGCCUCCUUUGAUCGUUUCCGUUUUCUAGUUGUUGCCUUCACAUCUGCGCCUACUAUUUCUAAGCGUUAGAACACAACCUUCACCACCUAGCACGCCGCCAACUGGGAUGGACUCCACACAAAUUGUACAUUAUUGCACGACUUUACAAUCACUCAGUGGAAAUGCUUUUGGAAAACUUUUCGAGUAAUUCUCCUAGUACGAGAUCUACGCUCCAACCAUAGUGGAAAAAAUCUAUUUAAUUUUAUACGGUUUAUAACUUGAAACCUGGAUACUUAGAUCGCUACUACUCAUUAUCAACCCAUUUCGAGCCGCAUCCACUUAUGUUUCGCUUUGGCGCUUAUUCCAUUUUUAAUUGAUCUUGCACGCUGUGUACGGUAGAUAUGCGAUGCUGCUGUCGAUUAUCUGAUGAAAAAGUGGGAAAUAAUAAACUAUUACUAGACAGCAACGUAUAGGCAAAAGUGAGGAAAUUUUAAGAAAUAUUUGAUUUAUACAGCAACUAUUUAAAGAAGAAAAUGCAAGAAAAUAACUUAAGAAUUAAAAAUAACAAAACCUAAUAAUAACAAGAAGGAUACGAGUGACGUAAAAUGCAACAAACCAUCCUAAACAAUAUAUAACAAGGUGAUCUUUCUUCAGCGAAUCUUGCUAAUAUAGAUCACGGAAAAUGCAGCAUGAAACAAAAUUACUAAAUCUAAAAGUAAAGUCAGUUGAAAUUGCUUUUGGGUCAUUUCAGAUUGAAUCGACAAGUUGAUUGGCAUGUGACAUUUUAAUUAUUGCUUCCUAAAAUGUAUAGGUAGCAAACAUGGGAAAGACUCAAUCUAUUAUUGCGUCUCUCCUACCCUAUCAGAAGCGAGUUCGCCUCUUCUCCAGUUAAGUCAUUUUUUCCACUUCUAUAGGGUUUUGCAUAGAAAUUUAACCUCCAUUUUC